GCGCACGCAGCGUGCAGGCCGCCUGAGCCGCCGGGCCCCCCGCUCCCCGCGCGGAGCCGCCUCGGGGCCUAGGCCGGUCCGGGCCCGCGGAGGGUGGGGACCGGAGCGAGGACCGGGGCGAGGAAGAGGCUGCCGGCGCGAUGUUCAAGAACACGUUCCAGAGCGGCUUCCUCUCUAUCCUCUACAGCAUCGGGAGCAAGCCCUUACAGAUCUGGGACAAGAAGGUGCGGAAUGGCCACAUCAAAAGAAUCACCGAUAACGACAUCCAGUCCCUGGUGCUAGAGAUCGAAGGGACAAAUGUCAGCACUACAUAUAUCACCUGCCCAGCGGACCCAAAGAAGACGCUGGGCAUUAAACUUCCCUUCCUGGUCAUGAUCAUCAAAAACUUGAAGAAGUAUUUCACUUUUGAAGUGCAGGUUCUAGACGAUAAGAAUGUGCGUCGACGGUUCCGGGCCAGUAACUACCAGAGCACCACGCGAGUUAAGCCCUUCAUCUGCACCAUGCCCAUGCGGCUGGAUGACGGCUGGAACCAGAUCCAGUUCAAUCUGUCCGACUUCACCCGCAGGGCAUAUGGCACAAACUACAUAGAAACCCUCAGGGUGCAGAUCCACGCCAACUGUCGCAUCCGGCGAGUGUACUUCUCAGACAGACUCUACUCAGAGGACGAGCUGCCAGCUGAGUUCAAGCUCUAUCUCCCAGUUCAGAACAAGGCGAAGGCAUUGUGCUAGACACUGGAAUACAAGUACAAAGAAUGUACCAUCCCUACCUACUGGAAAAAACACUCGGAUCUGUUUGAAUGACCAAACCCGGAGAGAAGUCCUUAAUCGGUCAGUGUCACUGAGGAUGGAAGUCUCUGGAGGAAGGCCUCAGGGAGCCAUGCUUGGGUCUGUGCCGUGUAACAUUUUUAUCAAUGACUCAGAUGACCUGACAAUCAAAUUUGAAGAUGAUGCAAAACUUGGAGAAACAGCCAGCACUUUUUAUGACAGAGUCAGGAUCAAAAAAAAAAAAAUCCUGGCAGGCAGGCUAGAAUGUUGGGUGGAAUCUAGUAAUAUGAAAUGUAAUAGAGAUUAAUGUUAAGUCAGUUGUUAGGCCAUCUACAAACAUUAAUUGCCUUUGUCUCCCUAAUCAUGAGAUAAUCAUACAAUGACUAAUAAUGAUUAUAUAGUGCUUAUUAUAUGCCAGGAAGAUUUUCACAAGAAAAGACAGCAGAGGAUUAAAGGAAAUUCCAACCAAGCUGUAUGAUGGCUCAUAGGUCUUUGGUGGUCGAACAAAUACAGUGAAAGAUUUGGUGGAGUUAGUUUAAUCUUGUUUUCAAAGGCAACAAAAACCAUCAUUUCCUGAGCUAUUCGGUCAUCUUGUAUUGCAUUACUCAUGAGUAUUUGUAUUUAAUUUUCUUAGAGUUAUAAAAAUUAUUUUGAAUUAUGCACUAACAACUGUUGUAGGGGAUGAAAAGUUAGAGAAAUUCCAUAAAGAAUUCCAUAGGCUGUCCAAAUUAAAUCGACAUAUAAUUUAAUACCUAAUGGUUUCAAUGAAAAGGUGUUUAUAGACAAGGAUAGUGAAAAAUAUAUUGGCGAAUAUGGUUUAGGGGCAAGAAACGAGAGGUGAAAGGCUUGUGGUCUACACAGGAGCCUCACACCUGUGUUUCAUGAAUGCCUUCUUUAAAAGUUAGUAGGUGCUAGACAUGGUGAAUGCCAAAUAACAUCAUAAAAAAAGAUAUUGAUUGUAUGUUGAUACACAGGAAAUGACUAGUUACUGAUGUGGGUGACAUUUGCAAAUCCGUUUCUGGGUACAGUCAGACUGCUGAUUUGGUAGAGAAAAAUCAAUACCACACUAGAGGAAAGCAUGAAAAUGAGAAUAUAUGACAUACAAUAGAAGCAACUCAAGUAUGAUUUAUUUAAAAAGCUAUGAAGAGGUAGUUUCAAAAGGAAGAAAUGAAAAUUAUCAGUAGCCAAAUUUGAAAAUACUUCAUAUGAAUAUUAAUUAGAGAAAAGCAAAUGAAAACAAUUCUGAGGCUCUACCUAAUAAGUGAAUUGACAAAGUUGGAAAAAAAAAAAAA
Messenger RNA from Phascolarctos cinereus (koala), 2056 nucleotides. RefSeq names its product cilia and flagella associated protein 20 (gene CFAP20). Lineage: Eukaryota; Metazoa; Chordata; Mammalia; Diprotodontia; Phascolarctidae. The record is from RefSeq and is a predicted model, not a curated record.